This is a messenger RNA of Racocetra persica, 400 nucleotides long. The record is from the annotation of a GenBank genome assembly. Lineage: Eukaryota; Fungi; Glomeromycota; Glomeromycetes; Diversisporales; Gigasporaceae.
AUACAUCAAUACAGAAAUUUCUUAAAGGAGUUCCACUUCCAGAAUUACACCUAUCGUUAAAUAACAGAUCCAAAAUCAAUCAUAUGAUUGCAACAAAAUGUCGUGCCGAACAUCCAUAUGGCCAGGAUAUUAUAGGCAUCGCAUAUAUGCUUUUAAAGCAAAACCAAAAAAAUGAAAUUGAUCCUUAUAUUAGAACUGUCCGUAAAUAUGAGCUUCAAACGUGUACAUGGACCAAUCAACGAAUAGGAGGUGUGUGCUUAACUUUAGUAUUCGCGCAUGCUUUUACGAUUCUUCAGAUGGCAAACACAUAUAAAAAAUUAUUUGAAGAACUUUUUAUGUAUGUAGAACAAGAUUGUGGACAUUCGAUUGAAUUUCAACAUAUUCAUGGAUGUGGCAUCAG